Prunus armeniaca (apricot) is the source of this 219-nucleotide messenger RNA. NCBI's taxonomy places the organism in Eukaryota, Viridiplantae, Streptophyta, Magnoliopsida, Rosales, Rosaceae. The record is from the annotation of a GenBank genome assembly.
AUGAGCUGGGAUCCAGGAGGUCAGCUCAAGCACAUUGGGGUUCUAAAGGUCAGCUCAAGCACAUUGGGGUCCGAAAGGUCAGCUCAAGCUCAAGGAAAAAAAAAUGUCAUGGACCUCCUGGGAUCAGCUGAGAAACCGAAGGCGUUGAGGUCCAUGAGGUCAGCUCAAGCACAUUGGGGUUCGGAAGGUCCGCUCAAGCGCAAACACACCAAAAAAUAA